CUAAGCCCUUAUUUUCGGGACUUUACUCUCUAACCCAUUAGCUUGACCCACAAUAGUCGAACUACGUACUACUUGGCCGCUGCUUAUUUCGAGAGAGAGAGAAGCGAAGUCAGUGAGAAAUGCCGGCGCCGGACCGUCAGAGAGACGGCUGCGAUGAGGAUGCCGCCGCACUAUUUGACGAAGAAGGUAUGGAUUUGGCCGAGGAAGACGAUAUCGAGCAAUCAGACAUUCCUCUGCGCCUCCGUCCGCUCGUCUCCGCCGCCGAGUCCGGCGAUCUGAACGCCCUCCGCUUAGCCCUAGAGAAUUUUGACGGCAACAUUGAUGAACCAAUGGAAGAUGGCGACACUCUUCUUCAUCUGACAUGUCUUUAUGGCCAUUUGAACUGUGUUCAGUUUUUGUUGGAAAGGGGAGCUAAUUUGGAGGUAAAGGAUGAAGAUGGAGCGAUUCCUCUGCACGAUGCCUGUGCUGGAGGUUACACAGAAAUAGCCCAACUUCUCAUUAACCUUGCUAAUGACCCACAACGCGUGAAGAGGAUGCUAGAUACUGUUGACGUAGAAGGGGACACGCCUCUUCACCAUGCUGCUAGAGGCGAAUAUAGCGAUGCCAUUAAACUGUUGCUUGCUCACGGGGCUUCUCCUACUAAGACAAAUAUCUAUGGGAAGACUCCGACCGAAUUUGCUGAUAUCGGGACUGAAGCUAGGAAGAUAUUAGAGGAAGCUGUGGGUGCUAUACAAGGAAAUUAAAAGCUUUCCUUUACGAAAAGGUUUUAUACUUUCAACUUGGGGCAUUACUUUAUAUGAUCUUUGCCGGCCUUUCUUUUCCAGUAGGUUAGGUUAACCUUUAAUAAGAAAGACGUUAAUUGCAAACCAAGGCAUAUUUUUUUUUUUUUUGCAAACAAACCAAGGCAAGUUGAUCAUGGAUCAUUUGAUUUUUACAUAUAUAAUUGCGAUAUUAAUCGUGGGGGGAGCUCAUUUGAUUUAUACAUAUAUUGUUUAGAAAUUAGGUGCCUUGGCUGUUUGACUGGCAUUCUUGUUCUUCGGUGGUCGUUUUAAGAUCAUUUGAGCACGCUGUUAAGUGAAAACAGUCGUACUCAAGGGAAAAUGCGAGGGACACAAUUGAUGUGCUUCCAUGGAAUGGGAAUAUUUUCCAUAAACCCGUUUUUUGAGGGUAGUGGUCUUAUAG
Striga asiatica is the source of this 1182-nucleotide messenger RNA. Lineage: Eukaryota; Viridiplantae; Streptophyta; Magnoliopsida; Lamiales; Orobanchaceae. The record is from the annotation of a GenBank genome assembly.